Messenger RNA from Triticum dicoccoides, 960 nucleotides. Its product is annotated as BTB/POZ and MATH domain-containing protein 2-like. NCBI's taxonomy places the organism in Eukaryota, Viridiplantae, Streptophyta, Magnoliopsida, Poales, Poaceae. The record is from RefSeq and is a predicted model, not a curated record. Gene Ontology annotation, molecular function: protein binding. Gene Ontology annotation, biological process: protein ubiquitination. The coding region runs from base 1 to 960 and encodes 319 amino acids. The transcript has a single exon.
AUGUCCGGCUCCUCCGAGCUGCCUUCCAUCGAUGGCGAUGGCGGCGGCGGCAUGCCGUGGCAGACCGCUUCGGCAACCGUUGCCCGGCCACUGCCCAUCUCCGGCUCGCACGUCCUCAAGAUCGACGGCUACUCCCGCACCAAGAGCCUCGUCAGCGGCGAAGGCGUCACGUCCGAGACCUUCGCUGUUGGACGCCAUCGCUGGUUCAUGAGGUACUUCCCGGACGGCCACUCGUCCGACCAAUCUGGUUGGAUAUCCAUCUAUCUCCAUCUUGUUCACCCCGAUAGUGAUGACGAUCACGUCGAUGCCCGGUGCAAGAUCAGUUUGCUCGACCAGGACGGGGAGCCGGUGCCGUCGCAUGGCGCCGACAGCCAAACAUGCCACACCUUCUCGAGCAACACGGGACCAUGGGGCUGUCCGUGGCUCAUCACAAGGAGGGACCUGGAGGAAUCGGUUUACCUCAAGGACGAUGUUUUCAGUGUCAAGUGCGAAAUCACCGUGCCCGGGGAGAUCUUCACGGAGCCCAUCUCCAUGUUUGUCGCCGCGCCGCCUUCUGACAUGCACCGCCAUUUUGGCCGGCUCCUCUCCACCGGCGACGGGGCUGAUGUCACGUUUGAGGUGGGGGGCGAGAGGAUUGCGGCGCACAGGUGCGUGCUCGCCGCUCGGUCAUCGGUGUUCAUGGCGGAGCUUCUUGGACCGCAGAAGAAGGAGAAGGCCGGUGCUUCUUGUGUGCGCAUCACUGGCAUGGAAGCUGGAGUGUUUAAGACCAUGCUCCAUUUCAUUUACACAGACUCGCUGCCAGACAUGGAGGAGGGUGACGCGGUAGUGAUGGCUCAACGUCUGCUUGUAGCGGUGAACGAGUAUAAACUUGAGAGGCUAAAGUUGCUUUGCACGCAGAAGCUCUGCAGAUACAUGGACAAAGACGUUGAGCCUCAUCAACCGUUCGUGAGCUUUGUUUGA